AUGGAGAAAAUUAAUGUUUUGAAGUUUAUGGGAGUAUUGCUUGUAUGUCUCUUGAUUUUAAUGCCUUCUGUGGGUAGUAAUUUUAUUUCGUUCCAAGGGCCUGGGUGUGCACUCCCGGGUACUGUUAUCAUGUCUUGUGGUUAUUGUUUACCUAUAUUCGAAAACUACCACUCAGGAUAUAGUUUUCGAUACUAUGACGGACAGCCUGCGUAUCUUUAUAAUUCUGAUAAAUGCGAGGGUACACCAGAUACUGAGCUUGCUGCCACUACAGAGGACUGCAAUGGUUUUGGGUGGAGUAGUAUCUUCAUUCAGUGCUCAUAA
Molecule: messenger RNA, 321 nt
Organism: Cryptomeria japonica (Japanese cedar)
Lineage: Eukaryota; Viridiplantae; Streptophyta; Pinopsida; Cupressales; Cupressaceae
Product: antimicrobial peptide 1-like
Exons: 1
Coding region: 1-321 (106 amino acids)
Biological process (GO): defense response; negative regulation of growth
Source: RefSeq, a predicted model, not a curated record